GGAAUAAUCACUUGUUAUUGACCACUCAAAAACUGUUUGAUUUGGUAGACCGCUGCAAGUCAAAAUGAAAUGGGUCAUCUUGAUAUUUUGUUUAUUUUAUACUCUAAAUUACUCAGGAGCAAUUGAAGAAGAUUGUACCGAUUUCCAAGGACAAACCAUUGAACAUGGAGUACUGUAUGUACCAGGUCCUGCAGUAUGUACGAUGUGUGUGUGUUACCACAGUGAACCAAUGUGGUGCAAGGCAAUUUAUUGUGAUCCUCCAUACUUUUGUAAAAAGUUCCGAGUUGGUGAAAGAUGCUGCGAGUUUGAAUGCCUGGAUCCUCCAGGUGAUACUGCUUCUAAAAUGCUGCAAGCUUACAGAGAAAAGAAACAGAAGAAAAAUUCAUCAGUCCAAUAUUUGAGCUCUAACACAGUAUUAAUUUUUAUUUAUAUUUUCUCAUAUUUUGUGUAACUAGCGACUCAUGUUGAAACAUUAAAUUAAAUAUAUUUUUUUAGUACUU
Diabrotica balteata is the source of this 500-nucleotide messenger RNA. Lineage: Eukaryota; Metazoa; Arthropoda; Insecta; Coleoptera; Chrysomelidae. The record is from the annotation of a GenBank genome assembly.